AUCUCGUUAUUCUUUCGUGGUUCCUAGUUGCUACUUACUAAUAGCGAAACGAGCGAGUAAGAAGAGGCAAUGGCGCGUCGCAUGGAUUACAGCAAGGCCAUAUUUGUAUUAUGGUGUGUCUCGAGCACAGCGUUCAGCGUCCCGAGUCCCUCGUCGUUGCCACAAAAAUUAGACGAGCAACUGUACACGACACGCAGGACACCGAGGGUGCUAUUUGACCUGCCUGUUUCCAAAUCAAGGCAACCGCUGGGUCCUGCUUUUAAUGACAACGAUAUAUUGAACUUCGAGCUGAGGAGUACGUCGACGAUGCCUUCGGAGUCAACGACGAAGCACAAAUCAUUCUCCACGGAACAACCUUUGUACCGUUUAGACGGAAGCAACGGACAAGCUUGCAUUCUUUUGCAAGUGGAUGCUCUGAUCACGGUGAAAUAUCGUACAAAACUCGGAGAAGACCAGGAAGCGAGCAUUUACGUUCCGAACGAUGCCACGGUGACCGGUAAUUGCAACAACGAAAACACGGUGACGAUGUUCCUGAAGUGGGACGCGUUUUUACUCUCGUGGAGUUUUGCUAAGACGCCGGGCGGAGAACGAUGGUACGUCGAGAAAAUCGAGUUGACCUAUAAUUCCAGCGAUCGACACUUUGAACACAUCGAUCAGCCAGGCAAGACUAGACGAUUGAGCAGCAGCCAGAAACACAGCUCCAUGUUGUUUCCCACACCGGUCGGAAAGUCGUAUUCCUGCAGCGACGAGACGAAGAUUCCGCUGACCGAUGGCACGAACUACGCCAACGUGUUUCUCAGAGACCUGAAGCUGCAACCGUUCAAAUUCAAGAACAACGAGUUUGCCGCUGAAUUCUCUUGUACGGCGUUGAGCGCCCGCGGUUUCCGGGACGAGACUGCACCAGUCGCUGUCGGCUCAACGUUGGCCGCCGCCGUUCUGCUCACCAUUACCGGGUACGCGGCCUACCGCUACUUCAAAGUCGAGAAGGUCAAGUACGACACCAUGGAGUAA
Molecule: messenger RNA, 1011 nt
Organism: Dufourea novaeangliae
Lineage: Eukaryota; Metazoa; Arthropoda; Insecta; Hymenoptera; Halictidae
Exons: 7
Coding region: 70-1011 (313 amino acids)
Cellular component (GO): membrane
Source: RefSeq, a predicted model, not a curated record